Lachancea lanzarotensis is the source of this 195-nucleotide messenger RNA. Its product is annotated as LALA0S04e03114g1_1. The coding region runs from base 1 to 195 and encodes 64 amino acids. The transcript has a single exon. The record is from RefSeq and is a predicted model, not a curated record. Lineage: Eukaryota; Fungi; Ascomycota; Saccharomycetes; Saccharomycetales; Saccharomycetaceae.
AUGCCUUGCUGUUCGUCCUCCACACCAGAAACCAAAGCGAAAAAAACAUGCAGUAAUGUGCCUCAAAGGCCAGUCACAUUAAGUCCGAUAAGGCCCUCCGACAAAGUUUCACAGUGCUGUGCGUCGAAUUCAAAGGAGAGGUGUAAAUGUGGAAGUUCCUGUGCUUGCAACGGUUGCAACACGACCAAACUGUAG